GUUUUCAAGGAAAAGUUCAGUCAGGGAGUCAGGGCAGAUAAUUUAUUUUUUAGUUCUUUUUGUCCCAUUUAAACGUAUUUUGUAUAUUCUCAACGAAGAAUAGAUUUAGCAACCUGCCGUAACAAUGACCAGCGCGAACUUUGACGUGAACAAAUACAAAACUUUCUACGAGUGUGACGAGCACUGGGAACUGCGAAAGCUAUUUAUGGAGCGCCAUAAGGAUCGUUUCACGGAAGACGAGCUGGUCUGUCUGGCUCAGGUUUUUACCAACGUGGAAUUUUUAGGUUGUCGAUACCCUGCCGAAACGAUGACACUGAUCGCCGAACUAUCGAAGGAUGUUGCCGCCGAGUUUCGACAGUCUCGACAGAACAAGCUGAAACGGACCUUCGUCGCUGCGUCGGACGCGGCCGCUGCCAGAUACAGCAAGAAGUAAAUGGGCGGUCGUGUGAUGUUUGGAUUAGUGAAUAAUCGAUUGCUUAAAUACUGCACAUUUAUUUUUAAUCAUUCAAAUUUGUAUUGAAUUCAAUGAUUCUAGGAUAAUUUAGUGACAUAUUUUAUAUAGAGCAUCAGCUUUCUAAAAUAAAAAUAUAUGAUGAAAAGAUUUUUUUUCUUUUAUCAACGCUUAA
Molecule: messenger RNA, 626 nt
Organism: Sabethes cyaneus
Lineage: Eukaryota; Metazoa; Arthropoda; Insecta; Diptera; Culicidae
Product: partner of xrn-2 protein 1-like
Exons: 1
Coding region: 125-433 (102 amino acids)
Source: RefSeq, a predicted model, not a curated record